CUCUACGGGGAUGACACCACUGGUAAGCAAGAAGAUGGACCAAUUGCUGGACAUGCAGAAUCUUCUCAUCCUUUGCAAGAUGCCCCUCAGGAGAGCCGGUCUGUCAGCAACGAAGACCGGGAGAUGUCCCAGCACGCCCUUCCAAGUGGUGAGGAUGACGAGGAAGACAGCGAUAGUGACAGUGAUGAUGAUGACGUGAAAGUUACCAUUGGCAACAUUAAAACAGGAGCACCAUCCUACAUGGGGACUCCAAUGAAUCUAAACCUAAAAACGGGUAGAGGCUAUGGAGCAUCUGCUUCAGCCAAGUUGCAGCCCAAAGGUAUUGAUUUGGAUGCCCCAGGGAAUAUAAAUGGAUUGCCUGUUAUAGAAGUGGAUUUAGAUUCAUUUGAAGACAAACCAUGGAGGAAACCAGGUGCUGACCUUUCUGAUUACUUUAAUUAUGGAUUCAAUGAAGAAACUUGGAAAGCUUAUUGUGAGAAACAGCGACGACUUCAGCUUGGAUUGGACCCCUCCCCUCCUAUCAGCACAGAGAAUAAGAUCACGGUUCAGCAAGGAAGGACAGGAAAUGCAGAGAAGGAAGUGGAGAACAGCAUCAUCAAAACGGAAUUCAAAACCGACUUUGUGGCUCUCGUGGGAGGGCGCAUGAAGGCUGGGCCUCCCCCAAACAGGAAGCUGGGUGGGACGAUCGACGUGAUUGGUGGACAGGCAGGUACAAUUAGGAGAGUAGAAGGAAGACGUCGUGAUAAACAUGCCUCGGAGGAAAAUCCCAUUCAGGUCCUUGGAGAUCAUGGAAAUAAGCCACAACCCCCGCAGCAGCCCCAGCAACCAUCACAGCCCCAGCAGCCACCCCAGCAGCAGCCAUUUGCACCACCAGCAGGCCCCCCACCACCUCCACUUGCUGGACCACCUCCACCACACUUUCUGCACCCUCCUCCUCCAGUUACUUCUGUCCCUCCACCCCUGCACCCUCCAGGUUUGCCACCACCAGGUCCCAUUCCAGGGUUGUUUCCUCCCCCACUGGCUCCUCCACCAGCCCUCCUCAUUCCAACACUCGAUGGUCAGCCAGCCAGCUACAAUAACAGGCAACCACCUCCAUUUGGCUACAACUCUGCAGAUUCUGGUUUCAUCAGCUAUCCACCCAUCUCAACGUCCCACACACCCUGGGUGACAACAGUGGACAAGGGCACAAGCAGUUCCAGCAGCAGCCACUGGGAGUACUCGGGCUCAAGACGUGAGAGGGAAAGGGAGCGUGAACGCGAGAGAGAGCGGGAGAGAGACCGUGACAGGACUCCGACCACAAGUGAAUACAACAAUGAUGACGAACGAUAUCGCUACUACAGUCGAGAGCGGAGCUAUGACUUUGAGCGGGAUUACCGUCGCAGCCGAGACCGCAGCCGGGAGCGGGAGGAUCGCCAUCGCGAGCGCCGGCACCGAGAUAAGGAGGAGAGCAGCAAACACAAGUCUUCAAGACGUAAGCAGCAUGAGAGCGAAGAGGGUGAAAGUCACCGGCGCCACAAGCACAAAAAGAACAAGCGUAGCAAAGAGGAGAAGGAGACCAGUGAAGAUGGUGCCCCAGAGGGGGACGAACAGGAUGCCAAGGAGUAGAAGACCCACGGCCGGCCGUCGGGAGGGACUUGCUCCUCUGUCACCAGUGUGGUGUCUGCAUUGUUUUUUUACUAUAUUCCGAGGGAAGCAGCGAGGACUCUCGCCAGCUAUUGAAGCAUGUCAUGACAACUCGAGCCUUCGAGCACAUGCAGUUAGACUUUUUUGAUAUGGGACAAAAGUACGGCAGUAAUAGCAUACGAAGCACUGAGCUACUCUACUUGUCAAUGUUCUUUCAUCGUAUCAGAUCCUAUGGUUUCUGAUGGAAGAUGGCUUCAGCUGAAACUAACGCAUUUAUGUGAUAGGCUUUUUUCUUUUCUUGCAACCAUCGUUCCUUUUUUAAGACGUAGGACAGUAACUGCAACUUGAAACUUCUUGUCCAAAGAAAAGUGUGAUUUUUAGGUCCUCUUGAGAGUCAGCUUAGAGUCUGGCUUCUAUUAGUAAAGUCCCAUCCCCCGAGUCAAUUUCUUUAUAGCUACUAAAGUAUCUAUAAUUUCUUUGUGGCAGGAUUGGCAGCAUGCGGGGAGGAACUACUUCAUUGGUUGGUUAGUUUGAACCUGCUUUUGUCUAAUGGCUCUUAAAAGCUGUUAGGUGUGUUUACAAAGGGCAUUCAAAGACUUCAAAUCUAGCUUCUUUUUUUCUUUUUUCUUUUUUUUUAAGUCCAUUGCAAGCCUAGUUCUACCAUGUCACACCUGUAAAUGGGAAGUCCCAUUCUGUGGAAGACUGUAGUGAGAGCAUGAGUUUCUUUUUGAUUAGAAUUGAUUAACUUCACCUAUUUUUUGGGGGGGGGUGGGGGAGAGGGGUAACAAUUUAAGAUGACUUACCUAGCACGUUAGGGAACAUGAAGCCUCAUCCAGCAGUUUGCCAUUGUUGGAUUGGCUUACAUAUAUUCAGACAUCACCAACACUCCUGUGCAAUGUAUCUUCCCCCUCCUCCCCGCACCAUAGAUUUCAGAAUAAAUGCAGUCAAAUUCCACAUUUGGUUUUGAUUUAGUUUUUUGGGGGUCUUUUUAAAUAGAAAAAAAUUUCAGUGGAAAAGGGGUGGGACUCUGGGGUUUUUUUGGUACAUCUUAUUAAACAGAACACUGCACUUCUGUUUGUGUGAAUUGCAGGCAUUUCAUUUUUAAGUACCUUCCAUUUGUAUUGACUGUUAUUUAAGAGCGUCUACAAUCCCUUCCUCAAAAUAAGCUAGUUCUGAAAUUUUACAUUUUUUUUGUAUCGUAUUCAUGCAAGUCUGAGUACUGUGCAAAGCUUACAACCUUUGAAACGUGAGCCAGUAGAGCAUUGUGAUAUUGGUUUAUAUACUAUGACCAUGCAUUUGAUGGGUCAAUAAGUACAAAACCUACAAGGAGGAGAAUAAAGCAAUUUUUUGGUAAA
This is a messenger RNA of Gavialis gangeticus (Gharial), 2978 nucleotides long. Its product is annotated as pre-mRNA 3'-end-processing factor FIP1-like. The transcript is spliced from 16 exons. Gene Ontology annotation, cellular component: mRNA cleavage and polyadenylation specificity factor complex. The annotation marks the transcript as partial. Gene Ontology annotation, molecular function: RNA binding. NCBI's taxonomy places the organism in Eukaryota, Metazoa, Chordata, Crocodylia, Gavialidae. The record is from RefSeq and is a predicted model, not a curated record.